UUCAGUCCAUGUAGACGGUCUGUCCUUUCCUCAGUGUUAGAGACUUUCAUUCAUUCAGACACGUUUGUUCUACAGCUGUUAGAAAAGUGAGUGAGGAGAAACUAGAAUCUUAUAGACAUGGAGGAAAGACAGAUAGCCUUGGCCAAGGAAGGGGGUGUAGGAUCAGGAGUGACCUUUGACCAGUCACCUUCAGAUUAGAUCUACCUGAGGGGGCGGGGCCUGAAAAGCCCAGGGUUGUCAAAAUGGCAGCAACGUCCUCCUUGCAGAGCAAAGGUCUGGGUCUGGUUCUGGUGGAAUUUGGGUAUGAGUACGAGGGUCGGGAUGGGGUGCUGGUCACAAUCAAACCCAAUGAGCGCUAUAUCCUUCUGGCGAAGACCAACAACCACUGGUGGCAGGUCCAGGAGGAUCGCAGCUCCAAGCCCUUCUACAUCCCGGCCAAGUACGUCAAAGAGCUGCCGCUGGAGUUACCCUCUCCUCUGGACUUUGCUGAUCCUCCCAGUUCUGAACCGGUGCUGCCUGUCAUGGCUCCAAUCCCUGUGGCGGUGCCUGUCCCCAUCCCAAAGCCUCUGGAAGAGUCCAGAACCAAACCAAGUGAUGACAUGACCAUCAGACUCACACCCGAUGCGGUCAAAAGGCACCACAAAAAUGAAAAUCGGAUGUCUACAUUUGGCGUCCCGCUGGAGUUCCAAGAUGUGGCACCUCGGCUACCUGGGGCCCCUGCUGGUCCUGCAGAGCCCGGGUCAACAGCAAACAGCAGAACUGCAAACUCUACCGAUGGCAAGAAGCAGCCCCACCCGUCAGGCUACGUGGAGGACGUCAGGGACGUUGGGAAACCUCGCGUUCCCAGCUUCAGUCCGGCAGACCCCCUCUCAGUGCCCCGGCCCCACGUCCAACCCAUCCGAGUCGAGACGCCGGUGAUCCCACCCCACAGCAACCUCCACAACAUGUCCUCCUCUCCAGCAGGACGUCCGGACGGCCACAAAUCUCCAAUAGAGCCAGAUGAGGAGGAGCUGGCAGAGGAAGAAGCAAGCGUGGAGGAGAACGGUGAGGAGGAGCGGGACUCAGUUAAGGGCGAGGAUUCACACCACAUCUACGAGUCCAUCCAGGACCUGAACCUGGACCUGGAGGCUCUGGUCGGAGGGAGAGCGAGCCCUGCAGCACAGGCCGAGCCUGCAACACCUGAGGCUGCACCUGCCCCACCUCCCACACAGAACCAAAGCUCUCCCGACCCUCUGUCGCCCAUCUACGCCAACGUCCCGUCUCUGAAGAAAUCGGCUCAGCCUCAGAGCUCUUCUGGCUCCUCCCUCUCCUCUCCACCUCCCACAGACCACCCCCCCUCAACAUCAGACCACAGCCCAUCAUCUUCUACCUCCUUGGGCAUGAUCAGCCCCAACUGCCCGGUCAGCGCACAGGACAGAUUGCAGGGCCACACUGAGCAGGACAGCAGGAGGCAGCCUGGAACCAACCACAUGAACGACUCUCGCAAUCCUCCACCCGUGCCGGUUAGAGACCUGGACCGGUCCAAGGGAAAAGAAGGGGGUCAGCUGACCUCCACUUCCCCCGUCAUCUCCCCCGCCUCCUCUCAGGGCUCCGGUGGCUGGGAGAAGGUGUUUGAUGAAGUCUCAGGAAGACCUUACUACUUCAACCGCAGCACACGAACCACAUCCUGGAAUUUACCUGAGCCAUGCUCCCCGUCACCUCCACCUGGAUCUGCAUCCCACAGGAAGCACGAGGGCGGCCCGCCUCCCCUGCCAGAGGAAGAUUAUCCUGUAGGCGACCAUAAAGACGCCAGCUUCAGAACGCAUCCUCAGCAGAGCUUGGGCCUGAUACCCAGAGCUCACCUGGACCUGAAGGAUCCUCAGAUUCCCUCAGUGCCCCAAAGUCUGAUGGGAAAUGGAGUUUGUGAGGACGGAGCGUCGCUGCAGGCCAGGAAGCUGAGACUCAGCAUGGGAGAAGACACGUGUUCCCAUGGCCACCGGAGGAACUUCUCCGAUCACACUGACAUGAUAAGCAGACACGCCUCCCCCGACAGUCCACAGCUCUCUAAUAGGUGCAGACUGAAGAGGAAUCUGUCCAAUCAGAGCACAGGGUCCAGCUCACAGCAUGGACACCUGCUGGAGAAAGCUGGGAUUCUCAACAAGACUAAAGUGGCUGAAAAUGGAAAAAAGAUCAGGAAGAACUGGAGUCAAUCGUGGACUGUCCUGCAUGGAGGGAUCCUCACAUUCCAUAAAGACCCCAGACCAGCCGGGAAUGCUAGCAAAGCGUCACAGAUUGUUCCAGAAUACACCGUUGAACUCAGAGGAGCUUCGGUGAGCUGGGCCUGCAAAGACAAGUCGUCCAAGAAGAACGUUCUGGAGCUGAAGACACGUCAGGGCUGCGAGUAUCUGAUGCAGUACGACAAGGAGAGCAUCAUCGGCGACUGGCUCAAAGUGAUCCAGGACACCAUCGGACAGCUGGUGCCAGACGGAACACACAGACCGGAACAGGAGCACCUAUCAGACAGUGAAGACGAUGCGAGCAGGAUCCCAUCGGGAGCUGACACGGAGCAGACGCGAGUUCGGUCCAAACUGCGACGCUUCCUGCAGCGAAGGCCGACUCUGCAGAGCGUCAAAGAGCGAGGAUACAUCAGAGACAACGUCUUUGGCUGCCACCUGGACACUCUGUGCCACCGAGAACACAGCACCAUCCCCAAGUUUGUGGAGAAAUGCAUCAGGACAGUGGAGCGCAGAGGUCUGGAUGUGGACGGGAUCUACAGAGUGAGCGGAAACCUGGCCGUGAUCCAGAAACUACGACACAAAGCCGAUCACGAGGAGCACUUGGACCUGGAGGACGGACAGUGGGAGGAGAUUCACGUGAUCACCGGCGCUCUCAAGCUUUUCCUGCGGGAGCUUCCAGAGCCGCUGUUUCCCUUCAGUGUCUUUGAAAAGUUCAUCGCCGCCAUCCAAGUCCCAGACUACAGCCUGAGGGUGUCCUACAUGAAGGAUUUGGUGCAGACUCUUCCUCUGCCGAACCACAACACCAUGGAGCUGCUGUUCAGACACCUGCGAAAGGUGAUAGAACACAAGGACUCUAACAGGAUGUCGGUUCAGAGUAUCGCCAUCGUGUUCGGACCCACACUGCUUCGCCCCGAGACCGAGUCGGCAAAUAUGACGAUUCACAUGGUGUUCCAGAGCCAGAUUGUGGAGCUCUUGCUCAACGAGUUCCAGACUGUUUUCUCAGAGAGCUAAAAGGAAACUCCUGGAAUUUACUCUGCAUCCUGCGAGAACCCUCAGAGGACACAUGACUCUUCCAACACCCUCGAGAACAUUGACCUACACACCUACACACCACCUGCUCUCUGACCCGGGAACCGAAUGUGGAAAUUAUAACUGAAUCUGAGAGGACCACCUGAUACCCAGGGUUGGUUCUGAAACCUCUCUCACUCAUCUUUAAAAGGAGCAGACCUAAUCUGACAUUUUAUUGGCACCUUAAAACCAUCAAACAUGUGACAAAGACAUCUUUCGCCAGACUUGUAGCUCUCUGGACCGAAACAGGAACUGAUCCUGGGUGAACCUCUAGGACAGGUUUGAAACCUUACCAGCAUGUUUGCUUCUCCUUCAAGACAAAACACCAAAAUGGUGAAUGUCCUGUUAAACCUCUGAAUGCCUCACAUUAAACCAGACUGGUUCAGGACCCUUUGAGAAACUCGUGGAACUCUGAAGUCAUCUUCUAUUGCUUUUUUGUUUUUUAACUCUGUGGACGUUAAACUUUGAACCGGAACCUGCUGGCUGUGUUGUCUGGACCCAAAAACCCUUUUUAUAAAUUUCAUAUAUAUAAAAUGUAAAUGUAUAUUAUCAGCAUCACGCCUUAAAUGAGCUGAAAAACAGCAGAACAAACAGUAUCCUGAUUGAAUGGCACCGUCUCAGGAUCCUGUGCUUCUUCAGUGUACAGACACAAUCCUUCCAAGUAUUUUUGAAUUUUCAGUCCUUCCUCUGCAGAUGACUGGAAAUUUACCUUCAAGGUAUGACUUGGUAUGACUUUCUGGUAUCUUUCUGUGAACCAGAAAGUCAUACCAACCCAAAGAGGGUGAGUCUCCAUGGAAGGAGUUUAUUGGCCCUGAGCUGCACAUAUGAUUCUGAUCCUGAGAAUGCAAAAACCCUAACAGAUCCUGAACACGACGCUGCUGCUGGAUUAGUCAUGUCCUGAUGGUUCAAAUGGGUUCUGGGCUGAUGAGGUACAUUUCGGUAUCUCCAUCCACCUAUAUCUACCAGAGCAGCCAUCAGUCUGUGCUGCAUUCACUGAUGCUGGGAAACAGCUUCACGCGGUAAAAUAAUUUUCUACAUCAGUGUUGAUACCAUGAGUAUGUUUAAGUUACAUAAAACAUGCAACACAUUAAACACUGGAUCAAACUCUAGACUUUAUGAUGUGAUAAUCAAGUUUUCUUAAAUAUGGAGCUUCCUCAACAGAUGGAACAUUAUAGAAAACGUAUCUGAAACGCUUGACUCCGAAUGAGAGAGAGAAGUUUUAUCGACUGUUAAACUGUAGAUCUGAGUGAAAGGAGGCUCCACUGAACACAGAACAAAGGAUUUAAAACUAUAUCACAGCCAGGGAUGGAUUUUACAGGACAGUUCUUACUGUUAUAAUUAGUUAUGUAUGUUUUAAUAGUACUGAGUUUCUAUGCACUACAAAUGCAGAACUAAGUUACUUUGUUAGGGAAGAUAUUCCUUUCUGUACAAGAGGGCAUUUUCCUGACUUUAGUUUGAAAUAAACUGUCGUGUAUGACGGUAUUCAGCUGGGUCUGUUUCUCUUUCUCAACACACCCAGAAAUCAAACACAUCAAACUCUUUAUUUAACACAAAUUCACCAAAUGACUAAAACCACAACCACAGAAAUAUAACCUGCAACCGUAACGUCAUCCAAUAAAGAUGGCUGCUAAAGCCUCGACAAGACAAAGUGUGAAUCAUCGAAGUUCAACAAAGAGCUGAAGCUUUGGUGGGAGGACUCACAGAUGUGCUGCUCCAAUGCUUGGUUACUGGCGUUCCUGGCAUUUGGUGGCCAUUGUUGCUGAUACUGCCAUAGCAAAAAUGACCAAUCACAGUGCAAGCUAGCAAAGCUUCCAUCAGCAAGUAGCAUUAGCCCAGCUAGCUGCCUGUUAGUAACUUUGUUCGUAUUGUGUUAUUCUGUAUUCAUUAGCCGCUGUCCCAGGUUAUUUGCAUAAUGUGAUUUCAUUGGCUAUCGGCCAUGAUGAGCCACUGAAUAAACAUGAAUAAAAGACAACAGCAGGUAGAAAUCUCAGGUUUUCAGAUCCCUUAUUGUGAAACUGUGUGUAGCAGUCAUACGUGCUGUAUCGCCUCUUUGUGUUAUUUGGGAGAUGUGAUCAUGGUAAACUGUUACCAUGGUAUCAGGUGCUCGUCGGACGAUGCUCAUCUUCUGCGGUUUCACCUGAGAUUGUGAUGUGGAUUGUCGAGCUGCAUUGGACCUGAGGGUGUAAAAUAAAACUCAUCUGACGCUUUCA
This is a messenger RNA of Oreochromis aureus, 5494 nucleotides long. Its product is annotated as rho GTPase-activating protein 27-like. Gene Ontology annotation, molecular function: protein binding. Bases 243 to 3227 code for a protein of 994 amino acids. NCBI's taxonomy places the organism in Eukaryota, Metazoa, Chordata, Actinopteri, Cichliformes, Cichlidae. Gene Ontology annotation, cellular component: cytoplasm. The transcript is spliced from 22 exons. The record is from RefSeq and is a predicted model, not a curated record. Gene Ontology annotation, biological process: regulation of GTPase activity; signal transduction.